Molecule: messenger RNA, 1090 nt
Organism: Branchiostoma belcheri (Belcher's lancelet)
Lineage: Eukaryota; Metazoa; Chordata; Leptocardii; Amphioxiformes; Branchiostomatidae
Product: PE-PGRS family protein PE_PGRS26-like
Exons: 2
Coding region: 291-665 (124 amino acids)
Source: RefSeq, a predicted model, not a curated record
ACCCAGCGUAUGUCACCAUCCAUGAGAAUCGCUGUGCUAUCGUGGAAGGUGUCGGCUGUAGGACCGGCCGAGUCGGCCGCCCCGAUAUGUAUCGAUGGAAGGUGGUCCCCUUUCCACGAUAGUUAUCGUGGAAGGCGAUCGAACGGGGUGGAUAACAUGUCUCAGGAACCAAGCGCUUCGGGAACCUCCACGCCGAGAAGGGGGACAACAACGCCAACCCGAGCAGGGAGGAGUGGAACACAUCCAGCCACCAGACCCGCAGAACAACGUCGCACCACAGGGACAACAGGAUGCACCGCAGGGACAACAAGAUGCGCCGCAGGGACAACAGGAUGCGCCGCAGGGACAACAGGAUGCACCGCAGGGACAACAGGAGGCGCCGCAGGGACAACAGGCAACGCCACAGGGACAGCGGGCCGCUCGGCAGGAGCAAGCGGGGCACAAGCUCCAGCGGACCCGCAGCCGGGGCCGGCGCUAGAGCAGCCCCAGGCGGCGCGGGCGGUUAUGGCAACACCCUUACAUGUGGUCCAAGAGCUGAAGAAGCAGUUAGGCGCCAUGAAGCAGGGGCGUACCACGGAUAUCAGGGAGGAUCUGGUGCGAUACGCAGGUCGACCAGUGGAGGCCUUCGACCCACAGGGCCCUGGCCCUCGGGGAGGCGCUGGUAGCCCAGGCAAGCAGAGAGAGCCAUCUCGGGAGCGGCCUAGUCAAACGGCUGGCUAAGGUUAUAGCUCAGUUUGUAAAGAGUCACAGAGCAAGAUGCCCAAGGCUGGCGCAACUAAGAGUAAAGCCUCUAGAGCCAACACGUAUGGUAAUAGCUUUAAAGGCAAGGACGACAGGCCAACUCGAGGCCGGGUGAUGAAUGCUUUAGGUGCCAUAAAGUAGGCCACGUUGGCAGAGAUUGUAAGGAAGGCAAGCCUAGCGCAUCGGAUUAAAUUGGUCAGAAUUUAUAUUUGGAAAUACUUUGUAUACAACAAAGGAAUGACAAGCGGCUUGAUUAUGGCUGUCUAUGAUGCAGAAAAGCUAUGUAGGCUCGCCGGUGAGGCUCGCCGGUGGGAAUGUCUCUUCUGAAUAAAGUGGUGAUGCAGAACUC